GUCCAGACCGACCUCACUCCCAACAUGAAGGUCCUCCUGCUCUUUGGAUUGGUGGCUGUUGCCCUGUGUGACCACGCUCGCUUCGAGGGCGAGAAGGUCUUCCGUCUGAAGCCCGUGCUUGACGAGCAUGUGACGCUCAUUAAGGAGCUGGCUAAGAGCAUCGAGGUCGACUUCUGGAGGCCCGAGAGCGCCAAGCUGGUGACGAUCGACAUUGAUGUGGACAUCCGCGUGCCUGCCAUCUACCUGGAUAUGGUUUACACCCUCCUGCAGCAGAGUGACAUGGAGCUAGAGGUCCUUAUUGAGGAUCUGCAGUCUGCUGUCGAGGCUGAGGCUGAUCUGAGGCCCUCACCCAGAGCCCACAGCUACACCAAGUACAACAGCUUUGACAAAGUCCAGUCUUGGAUCGCCUCCAUCUCCACCUCCAACUCCGACCUCAUCAGCAAGCAGACGAUCGGAAAAAGCUACGAGGGACGUCCCAUGACUGUUCUCAAGCUCGGGAAGAAGUCCAGCUCCACCAAGCCCGCUAUCUUCAUGGACUGUGGCAUCCACGCCAGAGAGUGGAUCUCUCCUGCCUUCUGCCAGUGGUUUGUCAAGGAGGCUCUAUCCACCUAUGGCAGUGAUUCUCAGAUGACCAGCCUGCUGAACGAGAUGGAUGUCUAUGUCCUGCCUGUCUUUAAUGUUGAUGGCUAUGACUUCACCCACAACAGCAACAGGAUGUGGAGGAAAACUCGUUCCAGGAAAUCUGGAUCCAGCUGCAUUGGAGCCGAUCCCAACAGGAACUUCGACGCUGGCUGGUGCUCAAUGGGAGCCUCAAACAACCCCUGCAGCGACACCUUCUGCGGCUUCUCCCCUGAGUCCGAGAUCGAGGUCCAGAACGUUGCCAACUUCAUCCGCAAGAACAGGUCCGUCUUCAAGGCCUACCUCACCGUCCACUCCUACUCCCAGCUGCUGCUCUUCCCCUACUCCUACUCCUACCAGCUGGCAGCGGACCACAGCGAGCUGAUGAAGGUUGCUGAGGGAGCCUCUGCUGCCCUGCGCAGUCUGUACGGAACCCGCUACACCAGUGGACCUGGUGCCACCACCAUCUACCCUGCUGCUGGAGGCUCCGACGACUGGGCUUACGACCUGGGAGUGAAAUAUUCCUACACCUUCGAGUUGCGUGACACUGGUCGUUAUGGCUUCCUGCUGCCCGAGUCUCAGAUCAAGCCCACAUGUGAGGAGACCAUGCUGGCCGUCAAGUACAUCGCCGCCUACGUGCAGAAGAACCUCUAUUAGGGAGCCGAACUGCCAGGACCCCUGCCAACUCAGCUCCUCUGUACCAGCCCCCAGCCCCAUCCCAGCUCUCAGCCAAUCGCCAGCCCGUAUCCAUGGAUACGGCCACCACCCGCCAUGUUUCCUCGCUGUGCUUGACAGAAUGUCAAGAUGAGUGCAAACAAUAAAAUCAAUGAUCCAUCCCCA
Pleuronectes platessa (European plaice) is the source of this 1458-nucleotide messenger RNA. It is a transcript of the gene cpb1, whose product is annotated as carboxypeptidase B1 (tissue). The record is from RefSeq and is a predicted model, not a curated record. The transcript has 11 exons. Gene Ontology annotation, molecular function: zinc ion binding; metallocarboxypeptidase activity. Bases 25 to 1275 code for a protein of 416 amino acids. NCBI's taxonomy places the organism in Eukaryota, Metazoa, Chordata, Actinopteri, Pleuronectiformes, Pleuronectidae. Gene Ontology annotation, biological process: proteolysis.